CAAGCGGACGAGGAUGAGAGUGCUGGAGGAGGAGCGGCUUCCUCACACAAGAAACGCCAGAGAGUAGCAACUGCAAAGGCCCUGAGUUAUGAGGCUGUCAGAGGAGAGAAGAAACAGCCGAAAGACACGGUGCGCAGGCGACUGGAUUUAUCUGACAAGAAGAAGGUUGAGCCUGCGAGAGAAUUACCCUCCAAGCAACACGAGGCUACAGAUCCCAUGGACGUCGAUGAACAAGAGGGUGCCGACCUAAUGGAAAUCGAUGACGAAGAAAUAGUAGCCACCCCUCGGCGUCCUGCUCAACGAGAACCAGUCCGCAGUGUACCUUCCACGAAAGCCAAGGCUCGGAUUGAUGUCGUCUCAAUGCCGGCAUUGCAAGAUGUUGCCUUCUCUGACGAACAUCUCCGUCUCAUCCAACACAUUGUCGCAGACAAGCUCACCUGGAACCGCCCAACACGACUCUGCAAUCUCGCGGACGAACAUGCCAAAGUCUCCAGUCUCAUUACGCAAACCGUGACUGCCGGCGAAAGCAACAGCAUGCUCGUGAUCGGUGCUCGAGGGAGCGGCAAGACGACCCUCCUGAAUGAUAUCCUUCGGCAACAGCUUGUCGAUCACGCAGAUGAGUUCCACGUCGUUCGACUCAACGGCUUCAUUCACACCGACGACAAGAUUGCGCUACGCGAGAUCUGGCGACAACUCGGACGAGAAAUGGAUCUGGAUGAAGAAGAGGGCGCUUCGAAGAACUACGCCGAUACCAUGACGAGACUGCUGGCUUUACUCUCGCAUCCCGCCGAGCACGGUACAGACCAGCCCGGCCAAGUGACAAAGAGCGUCAUCUUCAUACUUGAUGAAUUCGAACUAUUCGCCAAUCAUCCGCGCCAGACUCUACUAUACAAUUUGUUCGACAUUGCGCAGAGCCGUAAAGCGCCCAUCGCUGUACUGGGUUUGACGACGAGGAUCGAUGUUGCGGAAAGUCUCGAGAAGCGAGUCAAGAGUCGCUUUAGCCAUCGAUAUGUGCAUCUCGGAAUGGCGAAAAGCUUUGCUGCAUUUCAGGAGAGCUGUCAGGCUGCUGUUGUCAUCGAUUAUGGCGACUUGAGUGUGGAGGAAAAACAGACUCUUGGCUUGAAAUCGGAGAUCAAGGAGAAGCUCUCCAAAGCCUUGACAAAAGACGAAGAGAAUCCCGUGACGAACUGGAACGCAGUCAUCGAAGCCCUCUUCGCCAACGACGAUUUCACCAACCACCUAAAACGCCUCUACUACACCACCAAAUCCGUGCCAGAAUUCCAAACCUCACUGCUCCUUCCCCUCGCCACACUCCCAAUCAAUCCAUCACCAAACUCUCACACCCUCCUCGCUCACCUCCUCAAGUCCUAUCAAGGAAACCCGCUCCUCGCCCCAGACUCCAAACUCACCCUCCUCCCAACGCUCAGCACCCUCCAACUCGCCCUACUCAUCAGCGCCGCCCGCCUAACCGCCAUCCACGCUCUGAACCUCGUCCCCUUCCCGCAGGUCUACGAGGAAUACAAAGUGCUCGCUUCCAAGGCGAAAUUGCAGGCUUCGGCUGCUGGGGUUCUGGGGCCGGGGGCGAGCGCGAGGGUUUGGGGAAAAGAGGUUGCGAGGGGCGCUUGGGAGGGGUUGGUGGAGGUUGGAUUGGUUUUGGAGGAGGGUGGUGGUGGUGAGGGUGGUGCGCGGGUUGAUGUUGGGUUGGAGGAGAUUGGGGCUUGUGAGGGGGUGGAGUUGGGGGGUUGGGGGAGGUGGUGUAAGGAGAUUUGA
This is a messenger RNA of Neohortaea acidophila, 1770 nucleotides long. Its product is annotated as origin recognition complex subunit 4 C-terminus-domain-containing protein. Gene Ontology annotation, cellular component: nucleus; nuclear origin of replication recognition complex. The annotation marks the transcript as partial. The record is from RefSeq and is a predicted model, not a curated record. The transcript has a single exon. Gene Ontology annotation, biological process: DNA replication initiation; DNA replication. NCBI's taxonomy places the organism in Eukaryota, Fungi, Ascomycota, Dothideomycetes, Mycosphaerellales, Teratosphaeriaceae. Gene Ontology annotation, molecular function: DNA replication origin binding; ATP hydrolysis activity.